ACCCCCACAGGAGCAAGCCUAAAGCAACAGUGGCAUGGAGAAACUCCCUGUGGCAGAUGGAAGGAACCUUAGAAGGAACCAGGCUCUAGGGGUGGCAUCCAUCCUCUUCUGGCCGGCUCAGGGUGUAGUUUGGUGACCCACAUGGUCAGUCAGUCAGUGUUUUAUUGGUCGAUCAAAUUAGCGGCAGCUACGUGACAGACCUGAGGUAGCGGCUCAGAUGAUGCCGAAGGUAGAAUAUCAAAAAACACCACGAACAUGAGAGCUUUUCCCAACUGCCUAAAGAACAUCCUCCUCCAGUGAAGAUAUCCACUGUUCCAUCCUGGGCCCAUCUCAGUCAUGCAUGCAGACACAUCAGACACAUCAGUGAGUAAAGUGUAAAGGGGGACCAACGGCUUUAUUUCCUCCUGCCACAGGCGUUUGAUUGGCAGAUUGUUUAUCUCCAUGGCGAUACAGGACGUCACCAUGCGGCUGACAGUAAAUAAUCUGAAAAUCAGCUGAAGUGGGUGUUAUGAACCUGAGCCCCCAGGACUCUGGAAAGGUUUUCCCUCUCGGUCCUGGGGAUUAACUGCGUGAUAUUAUUUUCUGUUCCCGCCAGUCUCUGAAAAAUGCGUAACUCGCUCCUUAAAUCUAAAGGUGCUUCAUGUGCAUUUGAAAUACAACAGAUUUCUACAGCUAUGUGCUCAACACCGUUUAGUGGAGCUUGACUUGAAAGAUGCCUUUUAGCCAAACUGCAGCUCUGGUUCCAGAUUAGUGACUCAAUACUCGUCACCCCGUCACAUGCAGGCUUGUGUGUGUGUGAUGUUUAUGAGUAAAUCUCCACUCUGCUGCUCCUGCUCUUCAGCCUGGCCUCAGUCCAACACAACACCUCCUGCAGGUGUGGGCAGAACCAGGAUGUUACUCCCACUCUCUCUGUCACGCAGUUUCAGAGAAACAAAACUUAACUCUGUCUCUGUUAGUGUGUGCAGUAAAAUGGCUGAGGCCAGUAUCUCAGUGGAUCAGGACCAGUUCAGCUGUCCGAUCUGUCUGGAUCUGCUGAAGGAUCCGGUGGCUAUUCCCUGUGGACACAGUUUCUGUAUGGGCUGUAUUAAGGGCUGCUGGGAUCAGGAUGAUCUUACUGGUGUCUACAGCUGUCCCCAGUGCAGGCAGACUUUCACCCCAAGACCUGAUUUAAGAAAAAACAUCAUGUUUGCUGAAGUGGUGGAGAAACUGAAGAAGACAGAACUCCAAGCUGCUCCUCCUGCUCACUGUUACGCUGGACCUGGAGACGUGGCGUGUGAUGUCUGCACUGGGAGAAAGCGCAAAGCCAUCAAGACCUGUCUGGUGUGUCUGGCCUCUUACUGUGAUACUCACCUCAAACUUCACAAUGAACUCCACCCAGGAAACACACAUAAUGUCAUCAAUGCUACUAGAAACCUGCAGGAGAACAUUUGUCCUCAACAUAAAAAACUGCUGGAGGUUUACUGUCGUACUGAUCAGCAGUGUAUCUGUCUGCUGUGUGUGAUGGAUGAACACAGAGGCCAUGAUACAGUCUCAGCUGCAGCAGAAAGGACUGAGAAACAGAAGCAGCUGGGGGCGACACAGAGAGAAUUCCAACAGAGAAUCCAGGAGAGAGAGAAGAAGCUGCAGGAUUUGAGACAGGCUGUGCAGUCACUCAAGCGCUCGGCAAAGGCAGCAGUGGAGGACAGCGAGAGGAUCUUUACUGAGCUGAUCCGCUCCAUUGAGAGAAGGCGCUCUGAGGUGAAAGAGCUGAUCAGAGAUCAGGAGAAGGCUGAAGUGAGUCGGGCUGAAGGACUCCUGAAGCGACUGGAGCAGGAGAUUGCUGAGCUGAGGAGGAGAGACACUGAGCUGGAGCAGUUUUCAUACACAGAAGAUCACAUCCAGUUCCUCCAGAGCUGUCAGUCUCUCUGUGCCCCUCCUGGACCUGGAGACUUACCCAGCAUCGCUGUCAGUCCACAUGUCUCUUUUGAGGCUGUCAGGAAAUCUGUCUCGGAACUGAAAGAGCGACUGGAGGACGUCUGCAAGGAGGAAUUAGUCAAAAUCCCUCAAACAGUGGAAGAUGUCCGUAUCCUGGAGGCCUGGCCCACAGAAUGCAGAACCAGGCAGGACUUCCUGCACUAUUCCUGUCGGCUCACACUGGACCCCAACACUGCACACAGAGACCUCCGUCUGUCUGAGGGGAACAGAGAGGUGAGCCGUGUGGAAGAGAUCCAGUCAUAUCCUGAUCAUCCAGAGAGAUUUGACUUCAUGGGCCAAGUGCUGUGCAGAGAGGCUUUGUUUAGACGCUGUUACUGGGAGGCUGAGUGGAGUGGAAAGAGAUGGGUAGAUAUAGCAGUGUCAUAUAAAGAGAUCAGCAGGAAAGGAGGCAGUGAUGACUGCGCUUUGGGAUAUUAUAACCAGUCCUGGAGUUUGCGCUGCUCUCACUCCAGUUACUCUUUCUGGCACAAUAAUGAGAGCACUGAAAUCCCUGUCCCCUCUUCCUCCAGAAUAGGAGUGUACCUGGAUCACAGGGCAGGAACUCUGUCCUUCUACAGCGUCUCUGACACAAUGACCCUCCUGCACAGAGUCCAGACCACAUUCACUCAACCCCUCUAUCCUGGGUUUUGGGUUGGUACUGGAACCUCUGUAAAACUGUGUGAUCUGAAAUGAGGCAGAGAGUGAAGCGAAAAUCAGCUCUAAAUAAAGAGAGGGAAAAACACUCAAAUUCGACAGAAAAUUAAUAAAACAAUGAAAUGAACGAAUGAAAUGAAAACAGCUUGAUCAUAACACCGUGUAAAAGUUUGUCCAGACCUGGGAUUUUCCUUUCGAUGGCUGCUCCUCACUUCAUUCUCCCCUGACUAUAACUUCUUUCUCCCCGGCUCUGAGGCGUCCAUUCUGUCACUCACAGAGCUCAGCUUAGAUUCGCUGGCCUACAACUGCCAUCCAGCUCACACAGCGCUCUGUGCUCAAAAUUAAAAGGCCAGCUACAAAGGGUCCAACCCCAACCAAGCCCUGCAUAAAAUGUCAGAAUCGGGGCGUUCUGGUCAGGUUUUUUCAGACCUGGGUGAAAAUUACAAGCUCUACGGUGGAGCAGUGACUUGCAUUGUCGCCUCACAGCAAGAAGGUUUUGGGUUCAAAUCCCAAGGGCCCUUCAGUGUGGGUUUCCUCCCAUUGUUCAAGGACUCCAAAUUGCCAGCAGGAAUGAGCGAGUGAGUGAAUGCUGUGUGUGCCCUGCGAUGUAUUGGCAACCUGUCCAGGGUGUAUUCCCGUCUCUUGCCCACUGCAUGCUGGGAUAGGUUCCAGCACCCUCUGCAACCCUGACCAAGAAUUAGCCAUUUAAGAAAACAGAUAAAUGGGUGGAAUAAAAAAAGAUAAAACUUAAGUUUUGUUCACAUUUAUGCAGACCCUGUCACUCUAAUGCUUGCAUUUCAAUAUUACAGUCAGCUCCAUAAUGUUUUGGGCAAAGACAUAUUUUUUUCUUGAGUUGGCUCUGUACUUUACAAUUUUAGAUUUGUAAUCAGCGUAUUCACGUGUGGUUAAACUGCAGAUUCUCAGCCUUUAUUUAAGGGUAUUUUAUGCAUUUUGGUUUCACCAUGCCACACAUUACCAUGUGUGGGAUAUGUCAGAGCAUCAUGGUAAUGGCGUUUAUAUGGAGGUGCUGCUGUAAAAUCAUUAAGACACUUUUGGUUUUAUGGCUGUUGUUGUUUUGCAUUAUACUGGGGUGUGUUGGGUUCUACAUGCUGUGAUUGUUUACAAGAAGAAUGAAAUAAACAAAUGAUUGUGGUAACACUCCA
Anguilla anguilla (European eel) is the source of this 3770-nucleotide messenger RNA. Its product is annotated as tripartite motif-containing protein 16-like. The record is from RefSeq and is a predicted model, not a curated record. The transcript is spliced from 7 exons. Gene Ontology annotation, molecular function: protein binding; zinc ion binding. Bases 778 to 2646 code for a protein of 622 amino acids. Lineage: Eukaryota; Metazoa; Chordata; Actinopteri; Anguilliformes; Anguillidae.